Messenger RNA from Hypanus sabinus (Atlantic stingray), 3632 nucleotides. RefSeq names its product muscarinic acetylcholine receptor M3-like. The coding region runs from base 325 to 2118 and encodes 597 amino acids. Gene Ontology annotation, molecular function: G protein-coupled serotonin receptor activity; G protein-coupled acetylcholine receptor activity. Gene Ontology annotation, cellular component: synapse; plasma membrane; dendrite. Gene Ontology annotation, biological process: positive regulation of smooth muscle contraction; chemical synaptic transmission; adenylate cyclase-inhibiting G protein-coupled acetylcholine receptor signaling pathway. The transcript is spliced from 3 exons. Lineage: Eukaryota; Metazoa; Chordata; Chondrichthyes; Myliobatiformes; Dasyatidae. The record is from RefSeq and is a predicted model, not a curated record.
GCAGAGGUUGGAAACGAGCAGCAGUCUGUUGUAGAGUGCGCUGUUCAGAGGACUUAUUGAGGGGAGAGUGGAGGCGCCAGAGUAAGCGGAGCUCGUUAGGAUUCGGCGAGCUAUUGGUGGAUUAAUAUACCCGAUGGGACAGCAAAGUUACUAUACCGCUUGUUCAGUGUGUCACAUCCAUUUCACAUGCGCGGCGGGAGAAAGUGUGAAGUGUCAGACCAGGCAGUUUGAUGCAUAAUGAAUGUUCCAGGACCAGGUUACAUUGCUGCUAUUUAAUGUAGCAAGACUAGUCAAUCAAAUUAUUGAAUAUGCCAGAAAGCCACAAUGAUCCCAAAUUACAACAGCACAAAUUCUUCAUUUUUUAUCAAUACCAGUCUCUCCUGGAACAGAGAAUCACAGGAACAAGUGGUUUUGGGUGAUGGGUCUACGGACGGAAGUACCAGCAGUUUGCUAAGAGCGGCCACCUUUUCUCCCACAGCCUCUCUGGAAGCUAAUGCCUCUGACUCAAGUUACAGUACCAUUGAUCCUCUUGGGGGUCACACUGUUUGGCAAGUCAUUUUGAUUGUCUUUUUCACAGGAAUAGUCUCCUUGGUGACAAUCAUAGGAAACAUUCUUGUGAUGGUUGCAUUCAAGGUGAACAAACAGUUAAAAACAGUGAACAAUUACUUUCUACUUAGUCUGGCCUUUGCAGAUCUGAUAAUUGGAGUGAUUUCAAUGAACCUAUACACGACGUACAUCAUAAUGGAUCGAUGGGCUCUGGGUAAUGUAGUUUGCGACCUCUGGCUUGCCAUUGACUAUGUUGCUAGCAAUGCUUCUGUCAUGAACCUUCUGGUGAUAAGUUUUGACAGAUAUUUAUCCAUUACACGGCCGCUCACCUAUAGAGCUAAACGAACUCCCAAGAGAGCUGCAAUAAUGAUUGGUCUUGCGUGGACAGUUUCAUUUGUACUCUGGGCUCCUGCCAUUUUGUUCUGGCAGUAUAUUGUUGGUAAAAGAACAGUGUCUGCAAAUCAGUGUUUAAUACAGUUUUUAUCUGAACCAAUAAUUACUUUUGGUACUGCCAUAGCUGCAUUUUACUUGCCGGUCACCAUCAUGACCAUCCUUUACUGGAGGAUCUACAAGGAAACUGAGAAGCGCACCAAAGAACUGGCGGCUUUGCAGGCCUCGACUCAUGACAUGGAAACCGUGCAAUUUUUCCGUCAAACUGGCAGCAGCAGGAGCUGCAGCAGCAACGAGCUGCAGCGGGAGGGAAUGAAAAACAAAAGGAAGUCGAGGAGGUGCCACUUCUGGCCAACCUCCAAAUCAUGGAAGGCCAGCACAGAGGGUGAGCAGGAGCCAAGCAGCAGUGAUAGCUGGAACAACAAUGAUGGUGGCGGUUCCUUGGAUCAUUCAGCUUCAUCUGAUGAAGAAGACGUGGUGACAGAAACCAGGGCAAUUUAUUCCAUCGUGUUAAACCUUCCCGGGAUUAAGGCAGCGGCUGGUCUAUCCCAGUCCACGGACUUGAACAAUAUGGAUCUCUGCAGUGACGACCUUGACAAAGUUGAUUCCAGUGAGAAGGAGGAAAAGUUCAGGUUGCAGCAGUUAAAAGAAGAGCAGGACAAUAGCUUCCACCAGCAUUUUGCCAAGCUUCCUGCUCAGUCAAUGCCAUCCAUCCAUCCUUCAAAGUCUGUGGGGGGAAUUUCCUCUUUAGCAAAGUCAUCCUCAUCCAUGCCUUUGUCUUUUAGAGAAACCACAGUUUCAAAACCUUUUGUCCCAAAAUCAAGAAGUCAAACAACAAAGGGUAAGAGAAUAUCACUUAUAAAAGAGAAAAAGGCUGCACAGACACUUAGUGCAAUUUUGCUGGCUUUUAUUAUAACAUGGACACCAUACAACAUAAUGGUGCUGGUAAACACAUUUUGUGACCAAUGCAUUCAUGACGUACUGUGGCGCCUGGGCUACUGGUUGUGCUAUGUUAACAGCACUGUGAAUCCCAUGUGCUAUGCACUGUGCAACAAAAACUUCAGAAACACUUUCAAAAUGUUACUGUUGUGUCGGUGGGAAAAGAGAAAAAGACGAAGGCAGCAGUAUCAGCCAAGACAAUCUGUUGUUUUCCAUAAAAGGAUUCCAUGCAAGGCUUCCUGAAGCUACAAUUGCCAGAUUGUGAUUGUUUCUGUUUAGUACCAAUUAACUGCUUUGUCCAAGACCAUACUGGCUAUCAGUGUUGUGAGCACAUGGCUAAAGUAUAUGCUGCUUUUGUAUUAUGUGUCGGAUGGUGUUUACAUGAUGUUGGCAGCAGUAAAGUACUUAGAGUAGUGCUGAUAUGUUUGAAUUGUAUUCAUUUGUUUUUUUUGUUCUUAUGAGAUUCAUGCACGCUUUUGCUUAAUAUAUUAAUUGACAUCAACAGAGCACUUAAGUCCUAAAUGCUAAUAUCUUGGUGCAGUAACUACAGAUACUGGAUUUUGCACCUCAGACCUUGAGAGUAUUGCUGUACCUUAAUUUGCACACUUUCCUCCCUUUAUUUCUUCCCCUUCUCGCUAAAUUUCCCUUUAGUUCUUUAUAUGGGCUCCGUACGACCACACAGUUUAAAACAUUGGUUAGACUGGAUUACGUAAUCCGCUCUGACAUGUGGCAAUACCCAGAGCCCAGUUUCUCCCAAAAGAGCUAAACCUCAAAUUGACUUGCUUGCACGAUGAGCCCGGGGCUGAUCACACUAGUGAUUGCUUCUGGUUGAAGUCGUGUAAUUGGAAAAUUGGCACUGGUAUUACUAUGCAUGAAGUAUGGUUCACUAUAUAGGUCCCAUCUUAGCCAGGAUCUGAUGUACAAAGAAGUCCAAAGGCCAAAUGGAUUUUCUUUGUGGGAAAUCUGUAUGAGCUUUCAUGGAACACGUAUUUAGCACAGUAAAAAAAGGGAUGAAUUUCCUUGACUCCCACAGAGAUUAUACUUUCCAUUGUCAGACAAUAUUUAGCAUGAAGAGUCACCAUCAAUAUGAACCUAACUUUAAGUGAAGUUGGAAUUUUCAUUUCUCUAGGUUGGUGAGGUCCUGUUCGCUUUCAUCAAGCUGUGGAGUUACCAGUUGCUUAUAUCUUACCUGUGAUGUGACAAAUCGAUGUAUGAAAUUGUAUAACAGAAAAUCCUGACAUCAAACACUUUGAACAUGCAGUAUCUGUAUUCUCUGGCAUUUUUACAAAAAAAAGAUAGUCAAAGACCAAGAAUUGUGAAAAGUGAAUUUAUAUGAUGUGUAUCUAGUUUGUUUUAUAUUCUCUUCAUGCAUUUCAACCAGGAGAUGUUCUAGGUUUAAAUUAUUGUCACUGAAAAAAAAAAUGCACCAUGUGCUUGAUACGUUUCACUCCAUUUUAACUAAUAGUCAUUAAUGUUUGCAGUCCUGGAUUUCAUAUCAAAGUAAGUAUGAUUUUAGGAACUGCAGAUAAAAUUUUUAGUGUUCAUAUUUAGCAUCAGGUCCUGAGGAUUAUUGUAAAAAUAAUGACUUACAACAUAAUUCAAUGUCAGUAUGAGAAAAAUGCACCACUGUAAUUUAACCAUAUUUUGUAUGAUAUUGUAAAAUUUAGUAAAUGAAAUUUGGUGUUUAAUUUGGUUCAAUAACUUGACCUGUUUAUUUACAUAUUGAAUGUAAUGUUCUAUCAGUUGGUUUUAUAGCA